CGGUCCUUUCCAGUGGAGCAGUGUGUCGCGCCUACAGUGUUGGAAUCGAACGUCCCCGAGCGCACACAGCGUAGAGGAGAGUACGGCGCACGAGUCUCUGGAAGGGAGAUAACGGUUUGUGUUUUUACCCCCUCUCCACUCAAACAACAAGAACAAACCAAACCUGUUUUUAGGGGGGUUUUAACAGUAUUCUGCUCUAAAGGAGGAGGGAAGCCAGGGUUUGGAGCCGCAUUUUUUCUUUUUCGUUUUUUUUUUCUCCAUUUCUUUCCCCAAAAGAGGAUUCUGUGUUUUUCUUUUGCGGUGGUCUGUUCUUCGCACUCGCCGCAAAGAUGAUGGUCGGAGAGGUCGAAGUGAAGGAGCGACCGAGGCCGAGUCCCGACUAUUUGAUGCAGUUAUUAAACGAGAAGAAGCUCAUGACCAGUUUGCCAAAUCUCUGCGGCAUAUUCACACAUCUGGAGAGGCUUCUCGAUGAAGAGAUCAACAGAGUGCGCAAAGACAUGUACAGUGACUCAGUGAAUGGCCUCGUGGAGAGACACCCGCUGGAGCUGCCUGAGCCCAUUGGACCCAUUGUUCACCUGCAGGAAAAACUGUUUGUGCCUGUCAAAGAGUACCCUGACUACAACUUUGUGGGGAGAAUCCUCGGGCCUCGCGGUCUCACAGCCAAACAGCUAGAAGCAGAGACGGGGUGCAAAAUCAUGGUGCGAGGCAAGAGUUCAAUGAGAGACAAGAAGAAGGAGGAGCAAAACAGAGGGAAGCCAAACUGGGAACACCUAAAUGAAGACCUCCAUGUCCUGAUUACAGUGGAAGACACACAGGCCAGGGCUGAGAUCAAGAUGAGGAGAGCAGUAGAGGAGGUCAAGAAGCUCCUCGUACCUGCUGCAGAGGGAGAGGACAACUUGAAGAAGAUGCAGCUAAUGGAGCUGGCAAUUCUCAACGGGACCUACAGAGACAAUAACAUCAAGGCGCCCACCCUUGCGUUCUCUCUUGCAGCGGCGGCAGCAGCCGCUCAGGGUCCCCGCCUCAUAGCGGCCCCCACGGGCCAGGUGUUGCCUCCUCCGGGACUCCGACCCCAAACACCGGCUGGGGCUCCCAUCAUGAACCUCAUCCGGCCCACUCAGAUGGCUGCCAUGUUGCCUAACGGCACACCCACGCUGGUGCCUCCCACACCGGACGGUGGGCUCAUCUACACCACGCCAUAUGAGUACCCAUACGCCCUGGCACCCACCUCCCUGCUGGAGUACCCCAUCGAGCACAGUGGGGUUCUAGGUAAGAGAGCCUGGGGGAGCAUGGGUGCAGUCGGUACAAUGGCCAGCUUUAGCCAGCCUGGACAGGAGGGCAGCUUGUUUUACCCCGGAAUUGGGGUUCUGGACGCGGCUACCAUGAGCCACAGUCAGGACUUGUUUAAAGGUGCAAUGGCUACUAAAGUGAGACGGCAUGACGCGCGGGUCCAUCCUUACCAAAGGAUUGUGACCACUGACAGAGGUCAGUUUAGUCUAUUAGUUACACUCUGCUAUUGACUGAUGCAUUUCAAUGACUAUUAUUGCCUAUUAUGCCCCUAUGCCUUAGUUGGGUUUUGUAUAUUGUGUGUAUUGGUAUACAUCUAUAUACAUAUAUAUAUAUAUUUUUCUCCUUGUUUCUCCACCCCCUUCCCCCACUACCACUCCCCCUUUUCAAUCCCAUACUUCCACACACCAGCUAAAUGGUUGAUUGUGGUAUGCACAUUUGUUUACAUCUAGUACUUAAAUAUAUUCAAAUAUGCAAACCUGUUGUCAGAAAACUUGGUAAACUUGGGAAUGAUGCAAUAAAAACAAGAAGUGCAAAUUGAUAAUGUGCUUGAAUCUUAAACAAACAGAAAGUAACGUGUUUUUUUUUUUUGUUCUUUUUUUUUUCUCAUCUAUUCUUGACCCAUGAAUGAGUUAUUCAUUUAGAGUCUAGGCAUUUAGAUACAAAAGUCUUAGUUUGGUUGAGAUUGAUCUGGACUGCAGGCCGGAA
Messenger RNA from Cynoglossus semilaevis (tongue sole), 1992 nucleotides. RefSeq names its product QKI, KH domain containing, RNA binding a (gene qkia). Gene Ontology annotation, biological process: regulation of mRNA splicing, via spliceosome. The record is from RefSeq and is a predicted model, not a curated record. NCBI's taxonomy places the organism in Eukaryota, Metazoa, Chordata, Actinopteri, Pleuronectiformes, Cynoglossidae. The transcript is spliced from 7 exons. Gene Ontology annotation, molecular function: mRNA binding. The coding region runs from base 330 to 1517 and encodes 395 amino acids. Gene Ontology annotation, cellular component: nucleus.